Molecule: messenger RNA, 1758 nt
Organism: Culex pipiens pallens (northern house mosquito)
Lineage: Eukaryota; Metazoa; Arthropoda; Insecta; Diptera; Culicidae
Gene: RtcB
Product: RNA-splicing ligase RtcB homolog 1
Exons: 2
Coding region: 129-1649 (506 amino acids)
Biological process (GO): tRNA splicing, via endonucleolytic cleavage and ligation
Cellular component (GO): tRNA-splicing ligase complex; nucleus
Molecular function (GO): RNA ligase (ATP) activity
Source: RefSeq, a predicted model, not a curated record
AACUUUGCUUGAUCGUCUUCUACGCAAGUUUGUGAUUUCCAAAGUUGUGCUAAUUUCAGGAAAAAUCCCGUAAAGUACACAAUUUCCGCAGUUUUUCCGCUAGUGUCGAGCCAGAACCAGCAUCAACCAUGGUCGUCAGGGAUUACAACACGGAGCUUACGUACAUCGAGCGCAUCUCGACCAACAGCUUCCGCAUCAAAAAGGGCUUCCAACCGAACAUGAACGUCGAGGGAAUUUUCUACGCCAACUCCCGGCUCGAGAAGCUCAUGUUUGACGAGCUGCGCAACUCGUGCCGACCCGGAAUGACCGGCGGAUUCCUGCCGGGGGUCAAGCAGAUUGCGAAUGUGGCGGCGCUGCCGGGGAUUGUGGGCCGGUCGGUUGGAUUGCCGGACAUUCACUCCGGGUACGGGUUUGCGAUUGGGAACAUGGCCGCGUUCGAUAUGAGCGAUCCGACGUCGAUUGUGUCGCCGGGUGGAGUUGGAUUUGACAUUAACUGCGGCGUGAGACUGCUGCGGACGAAUCUGUUCGAGAAGGACGUCAAGCCGGUUCAGGAGCAGUUGGCGCAGAGUCUGUUUGAUCACAUUCCGGUGGGUGUUGGGUCGAAGGGAAUUAUUCCGAUGAAUGCUCACGAUCUGGAGGAAGCGCUGGAGAUGGGCAUGGAUUGGUCGCUGCGGGAGGGUUACGUUUGGGCCGAGGACAAGGAGCACUGUGAGGAGUAUGGACGGAUGUUGACGGCCGAUCCGAGCAAGGUCAGCAUGCGGGCCAAGAAGCGUGGCUUGCCGCAGUUGGGAACGCUUGGCGCUGGAAAUCAUUACGCCGAGAUUCAGGUCGUCGAGGAAAUCUACGACAAGUACGCGGCCAGCAAGAUGGGCAUCGAAGAACUGGGUCAAAUUUGCGUCAUGAUCCACUCGGGAAGUCGUGGCUUCGGUCACCAAGUCGCCACUGACGCACUGGUUGAGAUGGAAAAGGCCAUGAAGCGUGACAAGAUCGAAACCAACGAUCGUCAACUGGCCUGCGCCCGCAUCAACUCUGUUGAAGGCCAAAACUAUCUGAAAGCCAUGUCCGCAGCGGCCAAUUUUGCCUGGGUCAACCGCAGCUCGAUGACGUUCCUUACCCGGCAGGCCUUCGCCAAGCAGUUCAACACAACCCCGGACGAUCUGGACAUGCACGUGAUCUACGACGUGUCGCACAACGUGGCCAAAAUCGAAGAACACAUCGUCGAUGGGCGUCCCAAGCAACUCCUGGUUCAUCGCAAAGGCUCAACCCGUGCCUUCCCACCGCACCAUCCCCUCAUUCCGGUCGAUUACCAGCUCACCGGUCAACCCGUCCUUGUCGGCGGUUCCAUGGGAACGUGCAGCUUCGUGCUGACCGGAACCGAGAAGGGAAUGGCCGAAACGUUCGGCUCAACGUGCCACGGCGCAGGUCGUUCUCUGUCGCGAGCUAAAUCACGCCGUAAUCUGGACUACAAGGACGUCCUGCGGGAUUUGGAGGCGAAGGGAAUUUCCAUCCGGGUGGCGUCGCCGAAGCUGGUCCAGGAGGAAGCACCCGAUUCGUACAAGGACGUGCGCGAUGUGGUGCAGACCUGCCACGACGUGGGCAUCAGUUCCAAGUGCAUCAAGCUGCGGCCGAUUGCGGUGAUUAAGGGUUGAGAAGAGCGUGGGGAAUGGGAGGGGAAAUUGUGUGGAAAGUGUGAGCAUUUUUGAACAUUUGUGAUGUACGAAAAUUACAUUGAAUAAAGUAAAAGUAAAUUAAUAUUGA